AUAGUCAUUUCUAAGUCGUUUAAUCGCCUAGUUCAUAUCAGUAUAUUCGUACAAGCUUACUCCUUCGGAUAAAUUAAAGUAAAUUAUAGACAAACAAGCAAUGGUAUCGAGUAAUCUUCAAUUGAAACUAUACUUCAUAUUUAUAUAUUUAAAUAUUUUAUCGAUUAGGGUGUGUUCAGGACAAAAUAUUGUUGACUGCGAAGAUGAGGGAAAAAUAAAAGGCAUUGGAAUUGACCAAAGCAAUAAGUGUUUUGUGUUUCUUCCUCAAGCGGAUGAUAAUCGACUUCCGCCAUUAAAUUUCUUGAUUGCAAAAGACUUGUGUUCCUCUCGUGGAUUUAAGUUAGCUGAGAUCACGAAUUUUGGUGAAAGUCUGGCUGUAUCAGCUCAUAUUCGAAGAGAGUACAAGUUGAAAAAUCCUGUUGACUAUCGUCCUAAUUUCAUUCUUGCUGGAAAAGAGAGUGCAGGCGGAGAUUUUCAAUAUAUAGAUGGACGGCCUUUAUUACAACAGGGAUGCUAUAUUUCAAAUUUUAAAACAUUUAUUGACAGUAAUCGUGAAAUGACACCUGAAAAAUGUAUUCAAGAUUGUAAGAGCAAAGGCUAUAGCUAUGCUAGCGUUAAAGAGAAUGGUUAUAAGCCGCAGCACUUUACUGACUGCUAUUGUGAUAAUAUACUUGAUAGAAGCUCUCCAAGUAGAUGUUCAAAACGUUGCACUCAGCUAGAAGGAAAAUCUAAUUAUCGUGACUACUUUUGUGGUUCAAACAAUGAUCGUUCAGUAUCUGCAAUUUAUAGAACAGAUGGUAUCUUCUCGAUAUUUGAUUACAACCAACCUUCAUGGGCUAGAGAUAAGGAAGACCGAGACAGCCAUAACUGUAUUUUAUUAAAAAGCAGUUCAAGAUAUGACGAUCAAGAAUGCUUUAAACCAGAUAGAAGUGCCUUAUGUGAACUCACUAAGGUUGACAAAGCUGGUUGUGAAUCAAAGAAAUAUACUUGGAUAGACUCUGUGAACAAAUGUAUUAAUUUCAAUAGACAGUUAUUUGAUAAUUGGUUUCAAGCUAGAGAUUCAUGCUAUUCACUUGGAGGAGAUUUAGCUGUUAUUGAUAGUAAAGAAUUAUUUACCCGUAUUUCAGAAAUUCAUGAAACGUCUUAUAAAAAUGAGUAUUUCUGGAUUGGCGCUUCGAAUAGACAAUAUACAUGGACGACUACAAAUACAUCAAUGAUUUUUUCGAGGUUUCUUAAGAGUACUGCAUUUAGCACAAAGGAAAAUUGUUUUGCUCUAAAUAUUGAUAUAGAAAAUCAAGGAGGAGAAUUUGGGUGGGUAGAUAUUGAUUGCAACGAUAUGAGCAAAGACAAUGGUGUCUUGUGCAUGUCAGAAAUAAAGACAAUCACGACAAAGCCUACAACUAAGCUAACUACAACAUUUAAGUCUACCAAAAAACCUACUGAUAAGCCUAAGACUACCAAGACACCUACUGAUAAGCCUAAGCCAGAGUCUACCACCGGUAAAGUUAUAGAAAAAUCUACAAAAAAAACUGGCUUAUCAACUGAGAAAGUUCCUUCAAAAAGUGAUAAACCAACUGUACGAGAUACCUUUGAAACGUCAAUACCCAUUAAUACAACCGUUAACCCAACAAUCUCAACUAAAAGUACAUCUCAGUCUAUUCUUAAGGCAUCGAAUAUCAAGGAAAGUGCCAAUCUUGAGCUAGAUAUAGGUGUUAUAAUUGUCAUUUGUUUGGCUGUUGCUGCCAUUAUUGGUGGUAUUAUGAGGGUGCUUGCAUACGUAUUAAUUGCCAAAACAACAGAGGAAGAAGAGAUAGCGAAUAGUGAUGGAACGUUAGAAUUGCAAGAUCAAACUAACAAUGUUAAUUAUUUUCAAAAUCAAAUAAUUCAAAAUGAAGACAAGGGCUUAAAGAAUGAACAAUUUAAUUAUUAAACAGGAAUAGAAGAGUCUUUUUUUUUCGGUUAAGCUUCGAUGUAUAAAAUUGUUAGACUAUAUUAAUGAUUUUUGUUUAUAUCAGUCUAUUAUUGAAUUUAUAAAUUGUAUUUAUUCAUUGUGUAUUAACUAUACAUACUAUAUACAUUCAAUGAAAUAUUUUUUAUACCGUAAAAUCUUUCUUCUGUGCUUACAUGACUUAGCCAAAGGAUAAUGGCAAAUGGUUUACAUUUCGGUUUUGAAAACUGCUUUAAAAGAGUGCAGUAACAUAUCUAUAUUAUAUAUA
Messenger RNA from Dimorphilus gyrociliatus, 2216 nucleotides. Lineage: Eukaryota; Metazoa; Annelida; Polychaeta; Dinophilidae. The record is from the annotation of a GenBank genome assembly.